This is a messenger RNA of Spodoptera exigua (beet armyworm), 2664 nucleotides long. The record is from the annotation of a GenBank genome assembly. NCBI's taxonomy places the organism in Eukaryota, Metazoa, Arthropoda, Insecta, Lepidoptera, Noctuidae.
UACCCUUAACCAAUUUUUUUAAAUCUUUUUUUAUCUGUGUUCGAUUAUUGAUUCGUGUGUUUAUUCGUUUCUGCGAUUAUUUAUUUUGUGGUGUUUCUAAUAAGAUAAUCUUUAAUAACAGGCUAUUUAGUUCUGCAUUUCUUUACACUAGACAUAUAACACACAGUAAGAGUAAGAAUCAAGUUUGCAUAAGUACCUGUAGCUUUUAGUUUACCAUUUCAAUACGUGCAGUUGUGUUCACAUUAAAAAAAUGAAUUAUGAGACAAAUAGACUUAAUACAUUUACCGACUGGCCUUCAUCAGCCCCUGUAGAUCCUAUAAGAAUUGCUAAAGCAGGGUUUUUCUAUACGGGCGAAGGUACAGAAGUGAAGUGCUUUUGUUGUAGUAGUAAGAUCUCUCAGUGGAAUUAUGGAGACCAGGUGAUGUGGAGGCAUCGACAAUUGCAACCAACUUGCCUAUUUGUGACGAAUCCUGAGCUCUCAGGAAAUGUGCCCUUAGUCCUUGGGCCAGAAUGUCCUCCAUCAAUUACUCGUAGACCAUCAGUGCCUUCUGAUGAUGUGCAAAAUGACCAUACUUACACUGCACCCGAUUAUGGACUAACAGAAGAAGACGAAACUUAUAAGAAUGAUGCUUUACGACUCCUAUCUUUUAUUAAUUGGGAUGACUCAUCAGUUUCCCGUCAAUCGCUCGUAAAUGCUGGAUUCUAUCACGCUGGUGAGGGCCGUCUGCGUUGUGCCUGGUGCGGAGGAGAAUUGUCCCGUUAUAAUCACUUCACCUCAUCUACACCACUUGAAGUCCACCGAAUGUAUUUCUCUCGGUGUCAGCACGCGGCGAGCCUCGAAGCAGCUCAGCAGGCACAAGCGGGCAAUAUUUCCACUACAUCGUCGCCGUCGCUCUCGCCUUCACCACCUAACGACACCCCACGCGUAGAGUCACCAUCCGCCAAUUUGAAUAACCUGCCACAAUCGUCAGGUGCAGCUCACAACGAGCGUGUACUAAGCCAGGGCGGUACAUGGCGUAACUUGGGCGUGGUGGGCGGUGGAGCUCGCCACCCGCAAUACGCGUCAUUGGCAGCUCGCCUCGCCAGCUUCGAGCGAUGGCCCGCGGAUAGGCAACAAGCACCACGGACACUCGCCGAGGCUGGAUUCUUCCACACUGGAACUGAUGACCAGGUGCGUUGUUUCUACUGCGACGGUGGUCUAGGCAAAUGGGAAACUGGUGACACUCCAUGGUCGGAGCAUGCGCACUGGUUCCCUCACUGCGGAUACGUACUACUCGUGAAGGGACAAGAGUUUGUCGACACCUGCCGCAACCGGACGUCUGUACAAAGAACUGUUAGCUAUUCUGAAGCCGGACGCAAUGCGAGACGACGAAAUGGUGAAAGCUUUCCUAUCACAGAAAGUCAGGUAGAAGAAUGUAUGGAAAGUACAAUGGCGGCGGCGGCUUUAGGAGCUGGAUUGGAUGCGGCGCGCGUGCGACGAGCGAUAACGAACAGAUUACGAACUGUUGGUACUCCUUUCACAUCCUCAGAGGCAUUGAUAGACGCCGUCCUAGACGACCAGCUCAACGAAGAGCCCUGGUCUAUGACGCCACAGAGUCGACUCGCCCGGGACAUACUUUCUGAAACGUUCAGAGAAUUUGCACCAAGAUCUGGAAUUCCAUCUCAACAUGUUGCCUUACUAACCCGUCCAUACGGAAGCGACCAAAGCAGUAGUCCUGCUCGGUCAAUGACCCCUGAUGACGAUGAUGAUUCAGAGAAUGACGUUGAUAAUAGUGGCGUGCCUUACAGCACUAGCGAGCAAGCCAGACGGUCACCUGCAAGGGACGUAGAUAAUAGUAAUACUGCAACUAAGCCUAAAGUUGAAGUUAAAAGUGAUAAUGACAGUGCGCAAGAGUCGCCUGCGCCGGAGACGAAGAAAUUGUCGCUAGAAGAAGAGAAUAGACAGCUGAAAGAAGCUAGAUUAUGUAAAGUGUGCAUGGAUUGUGAGGUGAGCGUAGUAUUCCUGCCAUGCGGGCAUCUAGUUUCGUGCGCACGAUGCGGGGCCGCGCUGGGCGCCUGUCCGCUCUGUCGCGCGCCGGUUCGCGCUCUCGUACGGGCCUACCUCGCCUGACAAUACAGGUCGAACGAAGUGCAAUUAAAACACGGUACUCACUAUCAACUGCUGUUACAACUAAAUAUUAGAUUAGUUAUGGUUUACUAGCUCAUUAGAGUUAAACGAUACAAAAUAUUUGCCUGCUGGGUGGUAAAUAUAACCUUAUAACGUUGGGCCUACAUUUUUAAUGUCAAAGAAAAUUAAUAAACACAAAAAAAUCACAAUAACCUUAAAACAAAAAAAAGAACAUUUAGUAGGUUCAGUAGUGUUUUUAAUAUAAUUUUGUGAAAAUGAAACCAAAAAUAAUCUGUUGUACGAACCUCCUCAUCACAAAAAAGAUGGCCAUAAACAAUGCCAGUGUCAAUAUGACUAUUUAAAGCAGUUUUUUUUUUACUUAACGCUAUGAAGACAACUUACAAGCUACAAUAACAUUUUAAUUCAACAUGAAAUUGGAGACUCGGUUGCCAUUAAAGAAAGAAAAAAAAGAAACAUUUGAACAGUGUCCGAUUUUAAUUAAAAGCUUAUUAAUUUGGAGUUUUUUAAAACUUGAUCUGAAACAGAUAGUGAGUACA